AUUUUACGACCGAAUUUUUAUCGAAGCUACACGUACAUUAAGUCAGGACGGAAAAAAGCCACAUGAAUCACAUCAUUUGGAGAGCAAUAUAUUAAAAUUGUUUGGAGAAUAUCACGUUUUAUACACAAACAGAAAAUGGGCCUACGAUCUAGGGGAAAAUUGUUACUAUUGAUGACUGUCUUUGGAUCAUUUUCGCUCUUGUUUUUGCAGUCUCGAACCGGUGAAAUGGAUGGUAGUUUGCCGUCCUAUGAGGGUCGCCUUGAAGAACUGCGGAACAGACUUCAGAGUACAGAGAGACAGAACCAAGCAAGAGCCGUUGAAUUACACCAUCUUCAACAACAGUUGAGAAGGUUUGCUGAGGACUCCAAAAAUGGCUCAUCUCAAAAAGAUGAGAAUCUGCACCCUUUGCUGUCUCAGCUCAACAUCUUAAACCUCAAUACUUCUAACUUCCUCCAUCUCCCGUCCGUACUUGAAUACAUGCCGCACCUAAAGAAGAACCCUGUGGGACUCCAGCCUGCCUUCCAGCUUUCCCAGGGCAACACUGGAGGUAAGUGAUCACUUCCCUUCCUUCUGAAUGGGUGUAGUUUGCCUCAAACAUGCAUUGAUGAUCUUCAGUGCAGUCAUUUACACCAGGAAAUAUUUGCAGUAUAUUGUGACCAUAAUAGUAUGAAUUUGUGUAGCACUCCAGCUGUGCUGGGUAAGAGCUCUUAGAAUUAAUUAAUUCUUUGAUAAUUAAUUAACUUUAAUUUUAUAGAGUUUUGUAUGUUUCUUGCACAAUCUUAUGAGGGGUUUUUUGUUUUUGUUUUACAAUAAUAAUAAUAAUAUGCAUUUAUACAGCACAAAAACUAUUUCUAUAUAUUCUAUUGUAUUUUUGUGAAAUCAUGAAAUUGUAGCGUAAAACUGACAACACUUCUAAUCACUAACACAGAAAACAUGUACAUGUAUGUGGGACAGUGGAUUAACAUUGCUUGGAAAAAAUACAUGUACCUAACAUUUAAUAACAGAAUCCCGUGUUCAUUUUGCUCACUUCUCAGCAAACUGCAAUUACAUAUUUUCUUCCAGAGCCAUUUGGCACAUACAUACAGUACCUACACUUGGUUAGUAAUUUUAUUGUAUUCUGUUCAAACUCAUUUUCUCAUUUUAAGAUCGUUUCCACAACCAGCGUUUCUUUUCAAAUGCUGAUAUGGAUCUUGAUAUGUAUGAAUUUUUUCCCUAGACUCAAUAGCCCAAUUAUACCCCUUUCAUAAACCCAAUAAAACACAAUUAUGCGGCUAAUAGCAGCAUAAUUUGGUCGUAAAAUCAGAGGAGGACAAGAGUUAUCCGCAUUAUUCUGAUGCUACUAUUAUCCGCAUAAUAGCGGCAUCGGGACAAGAUUUUGAGUUUAUGAACGUAUUUCCAAAUAAUGCGGAUAAUUGCCAUGGUGCGUCACAAGGUCACCCUUUUCCAACACAACCGCAUUGGAGGGGGCGUGUCCAGUUGUCAUGACGAUUAUCCGCCUUUUUCAGGACGGGCGCUCGUAAAAAUAAUUUAUGGAGUUUGUGAACGCAAUUUUUAUUGAAUUAUCCGCAUUACUCUUAGGCGGCUAAUUGGAGGAUAUGUUUUAUUGGGUUUAUGAAAGGGGUAUAUGGAACAGCAGCUUUCAAUUUACCAUUAAAGGUAAAAAACAGUAGUUGUAGCAAGAAAUUAUUCCAUGAGAAAGUCUUUUAAAUCAAGUCUAUUUGUAAAAAUAUUAUGUGUACAUCUAGAUAUGGUACAAUGUAAACCUAUCUUUGUAAAUUCAUGAAAUCUUAGCUCAAAAUCAAUAAUUCUGAUGAUUACUAAUAUUUACCGAAAAGCAUAUGUGGGAGUAGUGGGAUAGUGUAUAAUUGAUAUUGAUUCUAAAAAUACCUGACAUUUGAUGGAAUUCUGUGCUUAUUUUGCUCAUUUCUCAGCAAUUACGCAUUUCCUUCCAGAGCUAUUUGGCACAAAUUUUUAUACGUACAUACAAACACUUUGGUGGUAAUUUCAUUGGAUUCUAUUCGAACUUAUUUUGAGAUCGUUACCAUAACUUUUAUUUAUCUUUAAAUUCAAAAUGCAACAUCUGAAUUUCUUCUUUAUUUUUCAAGUGAAAAUUCAUUGAAUUUCCCUUUGCAAAAUAGAAAGUGUCUUUUGCUGUGUACAUGUACGUUUUCUGUGGCAAACAGAAAAUUUCCAUUUUAGAUCAAGGUUGAAAUGGAAUUGCAGGUUUUUAGAAUCAGAAAAGAUUUUAUUUCAAAUUUGAUUAAAACAGUUGCUGGGACAGUGAGUUUAUUUUUAACUGCCUUUAAAGACUCGUGCUGCAACUGCAGUUUCCCGAGAUAUCAGGAUUAUAUUGUCUGUCAGUCAGCCUUGACUCUGAACACAUAACCUCCGACAAACAGUGAUCAAAGGUCAUCUGCAAAAUGUGUUUCACAGACCAGUAUAUGCUCUUGUCACAUUAUGACUGGUUAUUCACUCUACUAUAGCUUUUCUUUAUAGAUCUAUAUGGGAAAACAAAGUUGGAGAGCAACUAUUGCAGUGCAACUCCCAAACCAAACUACUGUAUCAAUAUUUCAUGUAUUUUGGUUCAGCUAGCGAUUAUAAAAGAGCACAAACCCAGUGUUGGGAGAUAAUUUGUUGGGUUUCACCAUAUUAUACUGUACUGUACACAUUAUGUAUGUACAUGUACUUGUUCAUACACAUGCACAUGUAAGACCCUAUUCUCAUCUACUUUCUUAAACCAGUUUAAUGUGUAGUGGGAAGGCUCAAAGUGGUCAUGGAAGCGAUCUUUUAGUUUUAAUAACUGUUUUUCCAAACCAGUUUGGAAAUCCACCAUGUGAUGUGUGGUUUUCAAGAUCACUUUGCCUCGUUAAAAAAAUAAGCGUAGAUUACCGUUCUUCAUAAAACAAUCCUCAAACUAGUUCAGGAGAUUGUGAUGAGAAUGGUAGCGAAGCGAUCUUCUGAACUGGUUUUCCAAAGUGAAAAUUAAAGAAAAGCCGUUCAAGAAAGUACAUGAAGGUGAGAACGGAGUCAUAGGCUGCGUAAAUGCGGCCUCAAGCUAGAAUCACAAAAAUGAAUCAUGAUUAAAAAUACAAACAUAUAUCAUAGUAACUGCAAAAUCACGAUUUACAGUGUUAGUCAAACCUCUCUCCAGUGCCGUUUCACUCCCACUUCAAGCCUACAUUGUAGCCAGUGCCUGUCACAGUGCCCAGUUUGACCAGGUGAACUUCAAUGCGGGUUUAAUUGCAAAAAAUAUAUGUACAACUUCCAUUUUCAAUACAUGUGUAUGGCCACUUUGUGAAGCGAAAGCAAAGAAUACGGUGUGCAGUAUGGCAUGAAUAUGGAAGAAGGUCAACACAAUGACGCCAAAGAAUCAUGAUUCAAAUCACUAAUAAUUGACCUUUUUUUAACAUCAUUCUGCAGAAUGUCUUUCCAAAUGCCCCCUUUUCUGCAUUACAUGUUUGUGAUUUGAACACAUUAAUAUACUUUUACUUAAAUUGACCAUAAAAUGCAACCGUGAUUCUGCAGAAACAUCUUUCUAAACGUGUUUCGAAUCAUGAUUCUAGGGUUUAAAAAAGCGGCGCAUAAAAAUAUGAAAUUUGUUGCCUACAUGCAUGUACAUGUAGUAUUAUUGACCAUUUGAUUUUAAAAAAUCAUUUGAGUUGGUAAGCAGUAUUGUGCAAUUUAUUCUGUAUUGUUGAUCCAUUUUAUAAAACAGAUACUGCCCAGGUUUACACUGUAAGUUCAUGGUGUAUAUACAGUUAUUUGUAUAUUGUACGCAGGCAUUUAAGUUAUUUUUAAAGGGGAAUCCAACCGAAAUAAAAACUUGUUUUUAUAAGGAAAAGAAAAAUCAGACAAGUUGAUAGGUGAAAGUUUGAACAAUAUUGGACAAACAACAAGAAAGUUAUGAAUUUUUAAAAGUUGUAAAUAUUGGUAAUCACUAUACCCAUGGAGACUUCAAAUUGGCCGCAUAUGGGAUGUCAUAGUGAUGUAAGGCAAGGACUACUCUUCCAUGUACUCCAAUACAUAUUAUGGCUAAAAUGUCAUUUUUCCUAAAAGUUUUAUUUCAAAUGAUAUUUUUCUUUCAUGAGGACAUAAAACAAUAUACUACCUGGGUUAUAUUUAGAUUACUGCCCCAGGGGAAUUGGUACUUAGGAGAAAACCACAAAUCCCUGAUAAUAAAGUACAUGGCCUAUGGAAAUUGGCCGCAUAUGGGAUGUCAUAGUGAUGUAAGGCAAGGACUACUCUUCCAUGUACUCCAAUACAUAUUAUGGCUAAAAUGUCAUUUUUCCUAAAAGUUUUAUUUCAAAUGAUAUUUUUCUUUCAUGAGGACAUAAAACAAUAUACUACCUGGGUUAUAUUUAGAUUACUGCCCCAGGGGAAUUGGUACUUAGGAGAAAACCACAAAUCCCUGAUAAUAAAGUACAUGGCCUAUGGAAAAGUUGUCCUUGCCCCUUGUCAUAAUUUACUUACCUAGUUGCCAAUUUGAAAUCUACAUAGUAUUAGUGAUCUCGAUUUUAAAGCAGCUAUAACUUUCUUAUAGCUUGUCCGAUUUCUUUCAAACUUUCACCAUUCUGUUUAAUCUAUUUUUCUCUUUCCCAACACAACAUUUAAUGGCCAAGGCUGGAUUCCCCUUUAAUGUUGUGCAAAAACUCUUUGCAAGCCUUGUGCUUUUUGCACCAUUGCAAAUAUUUAUGCAUGCACCCUUAAUCGCCCAGUAUUCAUCACAAACACCUCAUUUGUAAACAACAACUCAAGUGUUCUACAUCUACUUUAUGAGCACUAGAUUUUUCAGUAUCCGCUUUUAAUGAUAAUUAUAUGAAACACUACAGGUUUUCAAUUUCAAAGUUUUUGCUGGUAUUAAGAAUAAAAUUUACUUCCCUUGAGCAUCUAUGUGGUAUUAGGGGAGAGUCCAUCCCCAAAAAUGUUGAUUUUAAUAU
Molecule: messenger RNA, 4937 nt
Organism: Lytechinus pictus (painted urchin)
Lineage: Eukaryota; Metazoa; Echinodermata; Echinoidea; Temnopleuroida; Toxopneustidae
Product: alpha-1,3-mannosyl-glycoprotein 4-beta-N-acetylglucosaminyltransferase B-like
Exons: 3
Coding region: 136-555 (139 amino acids)
Source: RefSeq, a predicted model, not a curated record